Molecule: messenger RNA, 5412 nt
Organism: Amoebophrya sp. A120
Lineage: Eukaryota; Dinophyceae; Syndiniales; Amoebophryaceae
Source: the annotation of a GenBank genome assembly
AUAAAGGCACCAUUUUUUUGCUCACAACAUCAUCCACAAAAACACUUCGCCGAGCACAAAAGCCUUUGACGCGCUAGAUAAUACUUGUGGGUAAUUCGAAGUUUCGAAUCGAUAUUUUUACUUACCCGUUCUUUGAGCAACAUUAUCCAGCCGCAAAGAAAAGAUGAUGCCUUCGGCGAGUUUUUCCCGUCUUCUCGCCUUACUUUUUGUCGCGGGUUCUUCCCUCACGACCAGUUUGUACCCCCUACAAGUUGUACAAGUCCUUGCGGGUGGCGGCUCGGGUAGUGGCCGAGGGAGGAGAGGCGGUCGUGGCGGUCGCGGUCGCGGUCGCGGCCAACGAGGAUCCAACUCGUCUCGUGGUACGGGUCCGUCAAACGAUGCUGGAACUGAGGCUGGUACAGCCUCCGACGGCCAAGGUGACCGUGGUCGUGCCAGAAGCGGUGGUCGCACUGACAGAAGCGGCGCGGGCACGGGCUCUCCUCGCACGUCUGCUCGAGAUAGUGGUAACCCGAACGCGGCUUCUGCUGUGCGCACCUCUGAUGCAGCAGCGCUAUCAAAAGGAAAAAUCCCCCCUCCCCAUAUCGAAAACGAAAUUUGUGAUGCUGUAUUUGAGUACACAAAUCGACUUGCAAUGCUAGAAGGCCAAGAGACGCAGCUGUGGCCUCGUUUGCAGGCAAUUUGUCAUGCUGUUUCCCACUUCCAGCUGCCCCCUGUCAUGCUGAAGAUGCAAGGCUUUCCCACGCCAGCAAGCACUACAGUCCGCAUCUUUUCCCUUCUAGCAUGACAAAGCUGAUUUGUGACCACAAAUCUGCAUCACAAAUUUCUAGUUUGAGUAUGGGGUGGGGGGAUUUUUCACUUUGAUAAGCGCGCAAUGGUGCGCCACCAGAGACGACCGGCACAGCAAGAACUGGUCGGAGUUCCACUAGAGGCAACGGCAAAGGCGGGGGUAAAGACGAGAAGAAGUGUGUGCGAGCGUGCAAAAUGGCCGGGAAUGAUAUAAUUUCGGCCGACCCAUUUGCGGCUAUGAAGGCAAAAAAGAAGCAGAAGAGCAGCAAGGAAGCCGCAGGGGGAACUUCCACGGGAAGCGCUGCCGGAGCGGGAAAGGUACUUUCCGUGUUUUAUUAAUAUGUGUCCUUCUUCUUCGACCAGGUGCGCCUGAGGACCAUACACGUACUAGUACCGUGGGUGUUUAGCGCAACUUUGUUUGUUUGUUUGUUGUUGAAGGUCAUGUGGAACCGUUUGGAAGUUGGUAUUUCCUCUCACAUGGUUAGCGCUAUUUCAAGAAAAAGGACAACUUGGCAGAGCUACUUUGGCCUCUGCCUUAGAAAAACGAACUGCUGCAAGGAGCUAGAGCUUAAGUCUGUAUAAAUUGCUGUAAAAGAAGUAAAGACAAAGGUGUGAAGGUGAAAGUUUGGCCCUGGAAGUGAAGUCUUUGUUGUCGACCACUAACUUGCUGUAAAAGUGAAAAGGUUCGAAAGUUGUGUUGCUAAAAAAGUUACCCUGAGAAAGUUUUUUGUUUUGGACGUCCUUGGCAUGGUCAGCCACGAAAAAGGAAAGAGCACUAGUAGAACUUGCUUCGAGAAACUGUGAGGAGAAAAUAAGCGGUCGCUGUAAAAAGCUGGCCUUGUGAAGAGAAAGCUUCAAGUUAAAGUCUUGCUGUAUAUAGUCGAAAAGGAAGGUUUUGUUUUUUUUAUUUUCACUUUUUUGAACUUUUUCGCUGUUGUCCACUUCUUGGUCUUUUCCUACGCUGCAGUGCUGUGUGAGCCUGUCUUACGCUAGUUGAAAACGAUUUCUUACGAACUUGUUGUGACGCCGACAUUUUACUUUUUAUUUUUUCGUCGAGGAGCUUAGAAGUGCACACUACUGCUACGCUGCUUCGCGACUUGAGCGCGCCUCCAGGAUAGCUUCUCACCCCGUGGUAGUGGCCCCACCACCCGCAUAGAGGAUAACUGCGCCCCGUGUCAAACUCUCGCCUGUCCAUCAUCAUUCUGCGCCACCAUCAUAUGUAUCAUAGAUAUCGCCACUACCUUCGGCCCAUCCUGGGUUGUCAGCCCUUGACGACUAUGCGGCCGGGCGUGGGUCACUUUUCGCCGUUGGAUAAAGUAGAUACAUCGUAGCGUCUCUGGGUGUGUGGUUGUGCGCCCACCUCGGAACUUUCUUCUGCUCCUGGUGUGUAGUUUAGCGCAACUUUCUUCUGCUCCUGUCUAAAUAAAAAUCUUACUCGGAAGAUGUUGAAAAAAGUUAGUUUUUUCCCAUGAUCUUCACGUAAACGUAUCCAACUCCAUCUCGACUAUGCUCUUCUCAGCCCGACAAGGCGGCCCUGUUUGCCGAAUGGGAGGAAAAAGCCAACGCCGGCGCGCUGACGGCCGAGGAACAGGCGAAAUUUGACCGCAUGAAGGAGAAGAAGCAAGGGAUGGAAGCGAAAAAGGCGGAGAUGGAAGCGAAAAAGGCCGAGAUGGAGGCGGAGCGCGAGAAAUUUUUCACCGAUAUGGAGCGGAAGGCGAACAGCGGCGAACUGACUCCGGAGGAGUUGGAAAAGUUCGAGAAGAUGAAGGCAAAAAAGCAACAACACGAGGCGAAAAAGGCGGAGAAAGAGGCGGAAAAAGCCGCGUUUGCAGCCCUGUCGGACGAGGAAAAGCGGCAGUUCAAAGAGGAAAAGAAACAGGAGAUGCUGGCGAACUGUCAGUGCGCGCAGACGGGCAUCCAGGGGACCAUGGAAACUACCGUGUCCAAUGUCGGGCUGUUGGAAUAUGGCGUUCUCAAAUGUUACAUCCUGAACUGUUACAUGGUUUGUCAUGCAAAAUUACAAGCAGAAUCGACGCGAUCAAGCAGAAUCGAAAAUUAAGCCUUUAAGUUGUCGCUGCGCCCCAGGUGGGUUGCCAGUCAGCAGUGCCAAACAACUGGUCUAUGGUUUGACAUCUGUGGCCCGCUCGCUUGCCUUUUUCGUCCGUGCCGAAGGUAAGGCGCAAACGGUCCAGCCUCCCCUGUCUGGGCGGGGCUGCGGCUUAGGGGAGAGUCUCGCCCCUGCACCCAAAGGGGUACGUCGUCUCUUCCGUGAGAACAAAAACGUAGGGCGUAAAAUGGGUCGGGUCCUGGAUCAUUCUGUAUGUAGGGCUGUCGCGCUCGGCUUGCUGGCCGGGCUGUACCGAUCAGGUGUGGUGGGUAGCUCCCGACUGGUUGGCACUUUUCUUGGGGCGACUUGCCGUGGUAGUGCUCGGCUUUUGUAUGAUGAGGUCGCCGAAAGUGCUUCCUCGCCCACCCCCCGGGGAGGGGAUCCUUGACCUGUGGCGCCGGGAGCGGGUGUCCACUACAUGAUGAUGAUGAUGAAGCUGCUUCGCAUGACAAAUUCUAAAAGAGCCAAACAGGCUGAGAAUCUGUUGCAAAUCUGUCAUGCGAGACGUGCAAGGUCACCCCUUUCACUUUUUCCAUUCUUGCAUCACAAAUUCAUAUAGCAGUUGAGAAUGUAACAGUUGAGAGCGCCAUAUGGAAAGCGAUGCGCAGGCGCAGGAAAUUUUCGGCGCGAGCGUCCUGGAGGCCUUGGCGGGGACGCUUGAUGUGGAGCAACAGCAGGUGAAUUUGCAAGAGGUGGCCGUGUUGGAGAAAAAUCGAUUAGUGCUUCGUUUGCUUGCGGGGAGCAGUUCGUCCACUGGCCGGAUCAAGAUCGAUUACGAGAUUGCCGCGGCCGAUUUUGUGCAGGAGCAGCAGCUGCGAGAAAAGAUCGCGCAACCGGAGACGGUAUGCGAGUGCAAAGAUGUAGCUUUUGGGGCUGGAAAAUUUACAGAUGUUUGUCAUGCAGGUUUUGCAUGACCGCCCAGAAAGGCCAGGCAGAAGGUGCUACUCUGGAAUGCGGAUCGUAGCAUCUUCACAGCUUUUAUGGUGAGAGUUUUGCAAUGCCCACUCUGUAGGAUGAGAAAUCCUCUCUACUCAGUGUGGCCACGAAAGGACACCUUUUUCUACUCGUGCAUGCAUGCAGUGACAGAUUACUUAUUUUUUUUUAUGUGACUGACAGAGAGAAAGAGAAUCGCUAUCACACUCACAAGCUAUGUACUUGCACCUUUCCAGAGGACCCAAAUACUUAACAUGUUUCCAAUGCAUAGACGGCGCCGGCUUUUCAAUUGAGCUGUAACAGCUGUUUGACGGAAGCGAGUGGCGGCGGUAGUAAUCCUAAAACAGGCGCAGCAGGCUCUCCUACUACAGCCACACUGCAACUCACAACCACGCCGCAAAUGAGCCCGACUGUACCGGUUGUGUAUCAAUCUUCUUCUAGUGCUGCGACGGCAAGCAGUACAAGCGCCGGCUCGUCUAGAAGUCCUGCCAGCAACGAUUACGUCCGCGCCUCCAUGGCCGGCGCAGCUCAGAAUUACAACGAAAAUGGUUCAUCUACUUCCGGAGCGCAGCUACUGUCAACCAGCACGACCAGCUCGGCGGUGGGCAGAAUGGGAACAGCUGCGUCUCCCUCGCUGAUGUUAGGCCCGGUGAAAAUGAUGGGAGUUCUAUUUUCACUGCUGUUUGGCGUCGUGGUUCUGUUUUAAGCUGUUCUAUUAAUUUGAUGAAUUUGAUCAGGUACGCGUACGUACUACGGUUUUUACGGUAGAACUACGAUUACUUCACCUGCUGAUGAGAUUUGUAACCUGGUCGAGCUGGAACUGAAGUAGCGAUAGAGGGACGACGAGCAAGAGCAACCGCUUGUGCCCCGAAAAUUAAGUAGACAGGAUCUACUAGUAGUACUACUCUCCUCUUCAUAAUGCAAAUGCCGUAGUCAACAAUUGAGACGAACUACGACGCUUUGGAACGACGAAACAGCUUAGUGUAGCAGUGGUUUCUGUACAAGAAUGCUGCAGCUUUACUGGACCUGUUUUCCUAGUUCCAUUACAUUAUUGUUAUUGACUUCGAGAAUUCCACAAAACUAGCAAGAAGUGAAACGAUAAAGACGUAAAACAGUGUACAGUAUGAAUUUCUAAAGAGCUAUUGAAGCAAGUAGCUGUGUGAACAAUAUGUGAACACGAUGAGCUUUGGCAUGGCUCAGCUUUUGUUUCCCCCAUCAAACAAAAUAAAACCUUGAUGAGGUCGUGAGAAUAUUAAGCACUUUAGACAGAUCAAUCAUUCCGAUGAAGAAGCUCACCUUUAUUCUUUAGACGUAUCUUCAGUCUCCCGUGUCGUAUGAACAGUUUAGCUAGUCCUAUUUUUGGUGCAAAACCAAGUUUUAGGAAAAGUCACUGGAUCACCACGUUGAGCUGACGCUUUUCCUUGUGGAAGGCUCAGCGACAAGACGAUAUUGUAAAUCAAAAAGCGAAAUGAAGGUUGACGACUUCUGCGGUGCGGGUGAAACUAAUAAAGGCAAUUGAUGAUCAACUGGUGAGCAGUGAAAAAAUACAAGCAAAAGCAGGUGGAAAGCAACGCAGUUGUACCGCC